Molecule: messenger RNA, 558 nt
Organism: Leptinotarsa decemlineata (Colorado potato beetle)
Lineage: Eukaryota; Metazoa; Arthropoda; Insecta; Coleoptera; Chrysomelidae
Source: RefSeq, a predicted model, not a curated record
GUCCUAUUUGGGUGUGGACAAGGUUAUCAGUCACUAUAUAAAAUAAGGUGCGAUUGCAGUUAUUCGUAUCACUUGUUCCAUAUCAACUGAACAACAUGAACUCUUUGGCCGUAGCAAUCCUUUUCGUAGCCGUUGCCUACACCAGCGCCAGCGGCAUUGGCCUGGGUUAUGGAGGUCAUAGUGCCAGAGGUGCCCUCGAAGGUGCUCUUGGAGGCCAAUGGAUCCCUGAUGUACCUGUAGCUGCUCAUGGUGCUGCCAUUGUGGGAGCACCCGCUUUGGGACUUGGUCUCGGACCAGCUGGACUUGGAUUGGCUGGUGCAGGUCUUGGAUGGGGCGUCGGAGGAUUGGGAUGGGGUGCUGGAAUCGCAGGUCACGGAUCCGCCAGAGGCGCUCUUGAAGGAGCUUUGGGAGGACAAUGGAUCCCAGACACCCACGGCAAAUAGAUGUAUAGUGUUCAUGGGGCUGAUGUGUACCAAUGAUCUUUUCUUUCUUUGUAAAAUAUGGUGUAAAUUUUCUCUUUCUCGAAUAAAUUUCGGUAACUCUAUUUACCACUCUUAA